Messenger RNA from Saccoglossus kowalevskii, 498 nucleotides. RefSeq lists its product as uncharacterized. The record is from RefSeq and is a predicted model, not a curated record. NCBI's taxonomy places the organism in Eukaryota, Metazoa, Hemichordata, Enteropneusta, Harrimaniidae.
AUGGUUACACGAUGUUUAGAAUUCAUCGAAUUCCAUAAAACGCUCGAUGACGUUUUGAAGAAAAUCGACGAACGCGGGAUAGGCUCGCAGAAGCGACAGGCAGCAUCAUACACUGACGAUGAUGAAGAUAAGUUGUGGCAGAAGAUAUUUUCCCCGGAUACAACAACUAGUUUGCGCUAUGCUGCAUAUUUCUAUGUGUGUAAAAUAUUUGCACUAAGAGCAGUCGAUGAACAUUCGAAUCACGCAGUUGAACAGUUUGUUAAAGGGACGGACAAGGAUGGGGAAUAUAUUGAGUUUCGUGGCCGGCCAUGUAAGAACAAUCAAGGUGGGCUGUACAAUGCAAGAAAAAUGCCAUACAAAGACGUUCGUCAGUAUAGUAAUCCAAAAAAUCCGCGUUGUGUGAUAAAAUUUGUAAACCAAGUACUUGAAUUGUCUACCCCAUCUGGUCCAAAACCUACGCCACUGGGUCAGCAAGGGUGGGACAUUGAAAUAUUCUAA